AUGCAAUAUGAAUGGAUUUCGUCUGAUUGUCUUAAAUAUUAUGACCUGGCAUCAUCGCGCCCAGUUCUCAUAAACACAACUACAAAAAUUCGUUUAGCUCUGUCGCUUAUACAACCGAUUUUCUUAGCAAUUAAUCGUUGA
Dentiscutata erythropus is the source of this 141-nucleotide messenger RNA. The record is from the annotation of a GenBank genome assembly. NCBI's taxonomy places the organism in Eukaryota, Fungi, Glomeromycota, Glomeromycetes, Diversisporales, Gigasporaceae.